UAGUGGCCCUACAUCCACUCAACAAACAGGACCCAAGGUAGACCAUACUCUACGAACUACAUUGGGCCACUAUAUGUACACCGAGGCAUCAUCGCAAUCACCCGGUGAUUACGCAAUCAUGCGAUCACCUGACAUCGUCCACCUUGACAGCAGCACGGCUAAGAACCUCUGUUUUGCGUUCUCCUAUCACAUGUACGGACUCCACGUAGGAACUCUCGACUUGUACUUCUCCAAGUCGGCGACCAGCAUGCACAAGGGCGAUUUGGUGUGGUCGAUGAGUGGCGAGCAAGGGGAUCGCUGGAUCGAGAAGGAGAUAAGGGUCACGGAUUUUAUCUCGACAUCGAAGGCUGGAUAUUUCAUCUUCGAAGGUCGGAUUCUGACCUAUACCUCCGAUAUGGCCAUUGAUGACAUCUCCUUGGGACCGUGUUCUGGUAACAGUUUUUAUAAAGGCCUUUGCCGAAUUCAAGAAUGAUUGAUGAUUAAUU
Messenger RNA from Lytechinus variegatus (green sea urchin), 485 nucleotides. RefSeq names its product MAM domain-containing glycosylphosphatidylinositol anchor protein 2-like. Lineage: Eukaryota; Metazoa; Echinodermata; Echinoidea; Temnopleuroida; Toxopneustidae. The record is from RefSeq and is a predicted model, not a curated record. Bases 74 to 472 code for a protein of 132 amino acids. The transcript has 2 exons. Gene Ontology annotation, cellular component: membrane.